UUCUCGUCAGAGUCUCGCGAUACGUGUAUCCUUAAACCAUGCCCAUGAUGCUUUGGGCUCCCUCUUUCUAGCCGGCGCCUGAGAAUGGGUAUCUCAAGGGACAACUGGCACAAACGCCGCAAGACCGGCGGUAAACGCAAGCCCGUCCACAAGAAGAGGAAGUAUGAGCUCGGACGGCCGGCCUCAAACACCAAGCUUGGACCUAAGCGUAUCCACACCAUCAGGGUUCGUGGAGGAAACAAGAAGUUCCGUGCCCUGAAGCUCGACGUGGGAAACUUCUCAUGGGGCUCAGAGUGCUGCACCCGUAAGACCAGGAUCAUUGAUGUGGUCUACAACGCCUCCAACAACGAGCUGGUGAGAACCAAAACCCUGGUGAAGAACUGUGUGGUGCUCGUGGACAGCGGCCCGUUCAGACACUGGUAUGAAGCUCACUACGCCCUUCCCCUCGGACGCAAGAAGGGAGCCAAACUGAGCCCUGAAGAUGACGAAAUUCUGAACAAGAAGAGGUCCAAGAAGGUUCAGAAGAAAUUAGAUGCACGCAGAAAGAACUGCAAAGUCAGCUCCAUCUUGGAUGAGCAGUUCCAGCAGGGCAAACUGCUCGCCUGCCUUUCCUCCAGACCUGGACAGUGUGGAAGAGCUGAUGGCUACAUUCUUGAGGGUAAAGAGCUGGAGUUCUACCUGAGGAAGAUCAAAGCCAGGAAAGGCAAAUAAAUGUACAGUUCUGUUUGAUAUUGCCACCAUUAAAAGGACAAUGCCCCACA
Molecule: messenger RNA, 761 nt
Organism: Astyanax mexicanus (Mexican tetra)
Lineage: Eukaryota; Metazoa; Chordata; Actinopteri; Characiformes; Acestrorhamphidae
Gene: rps8a
Product: ribosomal protein S8a
Exons: 6
Coding region: 85-711 (208 amino acids)
Biological process (GO): translation; maturation of SSU-rRNA from tricistronic rRNA transcript (SSU-rRNA, 5.8S rRNA, LSU-rRNA)
Cellular component (GO): ribosome; cytosolic small ribosomal subunit
Molecular function (GO): structural constituent of ribosome
Source: RefSeq, a predicted model, not a curated record